GUCUGGGUGAGAGUGGUACACAGGAGAGAGCAAAGCGCAAAAACAUGCGAUUGAUUUAACGAGCGAGUGCGUGUCGUUUUGGCCCCCCUCACUCACUCACUCACUCACCGGCCUCGGUAGUCCCAUUCUUUGUCUUUCCCCCACCCCCUCGGAGUAUGUGUGUGUAUGUACGUAUGUCUCUCUUUCUCCGUCUGCGCACUUUACCGAUCCCUUGCAUUUUCAGGUGCGCGGUGCCUCUGACGCCCAUCAUCUGAAACCCUAAUUGCGAAGUCCACAACCCCUCCUUUCUCUUCAGAGAUUCUUAUUUAUGCAGUUGAAGAAUGGUGGUCCAGUCAUUUCAAUGCGGAUUUGAAAAUGGUAUUACUAGUCCUAGUACAGACAAUAAUGGAGUUUCUGUUUCCGCUGAUUUGAUGGUUUCGAGGGUUUCCGAGGAGGGCGAUAUGAUUAGCAUAAAAUGCGAGGAAGUUAGCGUCAACAAUUCCCCAGCGUUAAAGAGAAGGGCCAGUGCUAGGAUACAAAAGAUUAAGACUGAGAAAGCUCUUCUUCGCCUUCGUGACGAGCAAGAGUCGUUGAAACAUGUUGAAGAGAAAGUCAGUCGGAAGAAAACCAGAGUGUACGAGAGAAAAAAAGUGAGUGUAAGUCCUCUUCUUGUGCUUGAUGAUAACCACCAUGCUUCUUCUGAGGCUAACAAAGUCAAGCCUGAGAUCAAGUACUACAGUGCUAAUGCCGAGGGCAGUCGGGGGGCUGCGUUCACAGAGGUUGCAGAGACUCAGACUCAGACCGAGACUGGGACCGGGACCGGGAUUGGGGUUGGGGUUGAGAAAAGUGCAUAUGCCCUCGUUACCGAGACUUUGAGGACUUUUAACAAGCACUACCUUCACUUUAUCCAGUUGCUUGAAGAGGAAAAGAGGUGUAGAAGAGCAGAAGCUGAUCGAAAAACAACAAAAGGUUCAAAUUCUAAGAUUAUGUCAAUGUAUAAAAUUGUGCAGAAAGGGAAUGCGCCUAAAGAUGAUAUGAAACGUGGUUCAAAACGACCUGAUCUGAAGGCAAUAACUAAGAAAGGGAAUGUGCCUGAAGAUGAUACAAAACUUGGUUCAAAACGACCUGAUCUGAAGGCAAUAACUAAGAUGAUGGAGACCAAUACUGUACUGUAUCCAAGUAAAAGAUUUGGCUCCAUUCCAGGUAUUGAUGUUGGGCAUCAGUUCUUUUCACGGGCUGAGAUGGUGGUUGUUGGUUUCCACAACCACUGGCUGAAUGGAAUUGAUUGCAUUGGGAAAAGUGCUAGCAAGGACUACAGUGGCUACACAUUACCACUUGCAGUUUCCAUUGUUUUGUCUGGACAGUAUGAGGAUGAUCUGGAUAACUGUGAAGAUAUUGUUUACACUGGUCAGGGUGGGAAUAAUUUACUUGGCAAUAGACGACAAAUACAAGAUCAAGUAAUGGAACGUGGUAAUUUGGGAUUGAAGAAUUGUAUGGAGCAAGGUGUGCCUGUUAGAGUUGUUCGUGGCCAUCAGUCCGCAAAUAGUUACGUUGGCAAGGUUUACACAUACGAUGGCUUAUACAAGGUUGUUAAUUACUGGGCAGAGAAAGGCGUUUCUGGAUUUACUGUUUAUAAGUUUCGAUUGAAGCGACUUGAGGGCCAACCUCUACUGACUACAAAUCAGGUUCAAUAUUUUCGAGGUCGUGCCCCUAACUCAAUUUCAGAGAUACGUGGGUUGGUAUGUGAGGACAUUACCAGGGGCCAAGAGGAUAUUCCCAUCCCUGCUACCAAUUUGGUUGAUGACCCACCUCUUGCACCCACAGGUUUCACAUAUUGCAAAAGCAUUCAAGUAGCAGAAAGCGUAAAGCUACCCAAGAAUACCACAGGAUGUGAUUGCAAAGGCAACUGUAUCAAUCCCAAGAGUUGUGCUUGUGCUAGACUUAAUGGCUCAGACUUUCCAUAUGUGCAUCGCAAUGGUGGCAGAUUAAUUGAACCUAAGGCUGUUCUGUUCGAAUGUGGUCCAUAUUGUGGUUGUGGUCCUGACUGUGUCAACAGAACGUCUCAGAGAGGCCUGAGAUAUCGACUCGAGGUUUUCCGCACUCCAAAGAAAGGCUGGGGUGUGAGAUCUUGGGAUUAUAUACCUUCUGGGGCACCAGUGUGUGAAUACACUGGAAUUCUGAUGAAGACAGAAGAGAUAGAUACGGCACAUGAAAAUAAUUAUAUUUUUGACAUUGAUUGUUUACAAACAAUGAAGGGCCUUGAUGGAAGAGAGAGACGAUUGCGAGAUGUAUCUAUACCCACAUACUUGGAUAGAAGUGAUGAUCAUAAAUCUGACAGUGUGCCAGAGUACUGCAUUGAUGCAGGUUCCACUGGGAACAUUGCCAGAUUCAUCAACCAUAGUUGCCAGCCUAAUCUUUUCGUUCAGUGUGUUCUGAGUUCGCACCAUGAUAUCAAGCUAGCUAGGGUGGUUCUAUUUGCAGCGGACAACAUACCUCCAUUAAAGGAGCUUACAUAUGAUUAUGGUUAUGCCGUUGAUAGUGUGAUGGGUGCUGAUGGUAAGAUUAGACAAAUGGCGUGUUAUUGUGGUGCAGCAGAUUGUCGGAAGCGCUUAUUAUAAGUGGUUGUUUUGUUGAGACUAACUAGUACAUGUUUGUGACCCUGCUCUUUCCUGUUUGAACGUAUACUGUUGAAUGGUAAGCAUCUAUUUUGCCCAAAAUUCCUGGGGAUUGAAUAUGUAGCAGUAAGUAGUUGCGGCUGUACUAUUCUUGACAAAAUCAUGAACUGUUGUAGUUUAUAUUAACCUUUCCACCCUUUCUUCUCUGUGGGGUUUUCCAUAUUGAAAUGCCACAGAUGAAAAACAUUAUUACUUGUGUAUUUAAAUGAAAAAGUAAAUAUGAUGUGGUCACGUUAUGUA
Molecule: messenger RNA, 2894 nt
Organism: Camellia sinensis
Lineage: Eukaryota; Viridiplantae; Streptophyta; Magnoliopsida; Ericales; Theaceae
Product: histone-lysine N-methyltransferase, H3 lysine-9 specific SUVH4
Cellular component (GO): nucleus
Molecular function (GO): protein binding; histone methyltransferase activity; double-stranded DNA binding
Source: RefSeq, a predicted model, not a curated record